This is a messenger RNA of Sturnus vulgaris (Common starling), 652 nucleotides long. NCBI's taxonomy places the organism in Eukaryota, Metazoa, Chordata, Aves, Passeriformes, Sturnidae. The record is from RefSeq and is a predicted model, not a curated record.
AUGGCGGCCUUACCUCCGCGAGAGUUCGCGGCUCAGGUGCUGCCCGGCUGCGUGGUGCCCACGGCGCGCCAGGGCCUGGCCCAGCUCUGGCCGCUGCUGCUGCUCUGCCUCGGGGCGCGGCUGCUGCACCGGCUGCCCCUGCCGCGGGGGGGGAAGCACGCGGGCUCGGCGGCCGGGGGGCUCCUGGCCCUGCACCAUUUCUUCGGGGCUCAGGCGCUGUGGGUGGCUCUGCUGAGCGGGCUCUGCGUCCUCACCCUGCUCCUGAGCCGGGGCCUCAGUUUCCACCUGGCCGCUGUCCUGCUCUCCCUGGGCCUCAUCACCUACGCCGAGCACGCCCUGAGGCAGCGCCUGGCCGCCAUCUUUGACGCCUGUGUCCUGUCCAAGCGCUGCCCCCCCCAGUGCAGCCACCGCCACAAGAACGCGCUGUGGGUGCGGGCGCUGAAUGGGGCCCUGGGCGCCCUGGCCCUUUUCCACCUGUCCUACCUGGGUGCCCUGUUCGACGUGGAGGCCGAGGACACCGUGGAGGAGCAGGGCUACGGGAUGGCCUAUACGGUGCGCAAGUGGUCGGAGCUGAACUGGGCCAGUCACUGGGUGACGCUGGGCUGCUGGGUGCUGGCCCGGCUGCUGCGCUGAGGCUCUGGGAGGGCACUGG